UGACACCUCUAGAGGUUCUGUACACAAAUAUCACGGGCUACUUCAAUUUUUUCCACGAGAUGUAACCAUUCUCUCACAUCGGACCUAGUGAACAUUUUCUCCAGAUAUCGCCCUGAUAGUCUGAAUUAGCACCUCUUGCCUUGAUGGCGUGUUUUGUGCCAGUCUGACUGAUCUAGAACAAAAGAGAGAGCGGUCAGGAUGAGCGGCGUGGCGCUCGCGCUGGAGGUGGUGGUGGUAUUCUUCCUCGCACUCUUCCUCCUGCAUCGCUAUGGAGAUUUCCGCAAACAGCAGCGGAUGGUUCUGUUCGCCACCCUCCUUGCCUGGUUCCUGUGCUUCCUCAUUGUCUUCAUCCUUCCGCUGGACGUCAGUACGACCAUUUAUAACCAGUGUAAGAUUGAUAAUCAAGUCCACCUGGUGGCAAGCAACACUUUCAACCUUGAUAAUACAUCCAACACCUUGGUAUCUCCAACACAAAGGGUACCGAAGACUUGUCACAAGCCUUGGAGUUACAUCCCAGAUGGAAUUCUCCCAGUGUUCUGGAGGGUGGUGUACUGGACAUCACAGUUUCUAACAUGGCUCUUGAUUCCCUUCAUGCAGUCAUACGCACGUUCAGGUGGUUUCUCCAUCUCGGGGAAGAUAAAAACAGCCCUGAUUGAAAACGCCAUUUAUUAUGGCACAUACCUGCUUAUCUUCUGCUCUCUGCUCAUCUACGUCGCCGUCAGUCCGCAGUGGCACCUCUCCUGGUAUGACUUGCGAACGAUUGGCAUUACCGCAGCCAAUACCUGGGGGCUGUUCCUACUGGUGCUUUUGCUAGGAUACGGCCUGGUGGAAAUCCCACGCUCUUAUUGGAGGGCAUCGUGCCACGGGCAACUGCUGGCGAAGACAUAUUUUAAAGCAGCAAAACUGAUGACGGAGAAAGCCGAUGCAGAGGAAAACCUGGAGGAUGUCAUUGAGGAAGUCAGAACAAUUAAUGAGACUAUCAAAUACAACCAUCCUCUGAGAAAAUGCAUUGAUACGAUUCUGAGAAAGUGUCCUUUUGAGUACCAGGAAAAGUUGGGCAGGAACAUGGAUGAUUAUGAGGACUUUGAUGACAAGGGAAACCCUUAUCCUAGUAAAAAGAGUUUAGUCAAACUGCAUAAACGGGUGAUCUAUGCUGUCCAGAGGCAUAACCGCACACAGGUGCAAUGGCAGAUUCUAUUGGACGAGGCUUUUCACUUAGAGGAUGUGGCCAAAAAUGAGACAAGCUCCACUCACCAGUUCAUUCGCAGCUUCCCCUCUGCCGAGCCACCUGGAUGGAACAGCAAGUACCUGUACACUCCCACUGUGGAGUGGUAUUGGGAGUGUGUGUUCCGCCGCUGGUGUUAUCGUGUACUGGCUGUGGUUCUGUGUGUGUUCUCUGCUGCAGUGGUCUGGUCUGAGUGCACUUUCUUCAGCACACAGCCCGUUCUGUCACUCUUUGCCGUCUUCAUCCAGCUCGCAGAGAGAGACUACAACUACGUUUAUAUAGAGAUGGCGUGUUUUGUCACCAUAUUCUUCCUGUGCUACUGCGUGUACUCCACUGUGUUCCGUAUCCGAGUCUUUAACUAUUACUAUCUGGCUCCUCACCAUCAGACGGACGCCUACAGUCUGCAGUUCAGCGGCAUGUUAUUUUGUCGUUUGACGCCUCCGCUGUGUCUGAAUUUUCUGGGAGUGAUUCACAUGGAUUCCACCAUCUCACACCAGCAGAGACAGCAGACAGCGUACACUUCAAUAAUGGGAUCCAUGCAGGUGCUGUCUUUCAUCGCUAAUGGAUUUUAUAUCUACUACCCCAUGCUCAUUGUUUUGCUCUGCAUUGCAACUUACUUCAGUUUGGGUACACGCUGUCUGAAUUUGCUGGGCUUUCAGCAGUUUAUGGGGGAGAACGAUCUGACCUCUGACCUUGUGGACGAGGGGAGAGAACUCAUCUGUAGAGAGAGGAGGAAACGGCAGAGAACAGAAGAUGGAGAGAGCAGGCGAAGAGAAUGGAGGGAGCGCUAUAGUGACCAGAGGGAGAGAUACAGAGGGAGGAAUAAAAGUGCAUACUCAGAGCUGAAGGAGGCAGACAGUUCCAGCACAGACUCUGGCAAAGCUCAGUCUCGAAGAGAUCAUAGCGACAAUGCUGAGUUACUACAGGAUGUUGAACCACUGGACUUCAAUGGGGAUGAACCUCUGGAGACAGACAACAGGAGGUACGCUGGAGGGCAUUACCUCUCUACCUCUGCAUCUCGAACCCGCAUCUUUGAUGAUGUAUGAGAACAAGGAAAACGAGGAACUGUUUGCACUUUUGAACUUUAAACUCUUCCUGAAGUGUCCAGUGAGGGACUGCAGCUAAAGGUUCUGUGUGUCUUUCUGUAAUGUGUUUGCAUUGUGUGAGUGUGCCGCCUUGAUCCUUAAAGUGUUAGUUCAUCCAAAAAAUUGAAAUUCUGUCAUCCGUUUACUUACACUCAUGUCAUUGCAAACCCAUAUGACUGUAUUAAUGUCAGGCGGAAUGUACAUGCUGCUCUUUUUCAUACAAAAAAAGUUGAUGUGGAAGGACACUGUCAAGCUCCAGUAAUGUAAAAAAAACAAAAAAAGCACCAGUUAGGACUUUCUCUCCACCAUAGCUCUCAAAUCUCAUUCGAGUUCACAUUUGGUGCCAGUUUUGAUGUUGAUGAGAGAUGCACAAUAUUGUUGGUUCUCAAAUGUCUCCUGACAGAUCAUGUUAUGACCGGAGAUUUGAGAGCUGUGGCAGAGGGGAAGAUUUUCAGCGAAUAAUGAACUAAAAUUUCUUUCUGUUCAUCACAUAAAGCUAUCUUAUUGCUCAGUGUCAGAAAUUAACUUUUACAUUAAGGGGCAUAUCAUUUUCUAACCAUUUUAAACUAACUGUGUCUCGUGCGUUUAUGUACGAAUUUGUCAAUUUAAACGAUAAAUUAUAACCUCUUACUCUAAGAACAACUCACAUUUUAUGCCAUAUUUAUAACUAGGAAUAAAAUAAAGUAUUAAGAACAAUAUUAGAUGUUACAAAUAAAAAAUUCAAAAUUUUUUUGGGCAUUUUUGGUGGCAUUUUUGCCCCAAGUCCCCCUGAAUUUCUGGAAAUUUCUGGAAUGCUUCAGAUAACUUGUAAUAUAGUGCACAAGUCAUAUUGACUACUUUUACGGCACCUUUUUUGAAACUUGACAGCCUGUGGUCACAAUGCUUUCAUUGUAUUAAAAAGUGCAGCGUGAACAUUCUUUCAAAUUUUGCCUUCUGUGUUCCACAGAAGAAAGAAAGUCACUCAAGUUUGGAGUGGCAUUAGGGUAAAUAAGAGUAAAUGAUGACAAUGUUUUUUUGGGUCAACUAAUUCUUUAGACCUCUCAUGGCCCCUUUAUUUCCGGAUGAAGCCAAAAUAUCAAACACUACAUACCCAGACAUAAUAGUAUCUUCAAGUAUUUCGUAUUUUGUAAGAGUGAUUAUUAUUACAGGUUGUGGCUGAAAAGGGAAAUAUAUAAGGGUUCCAUUACUUUUGGAAUUAUCUUUUGAAAGUUUAAAAGUUUAUAUUUAGAGAAUAUAAUUUAAGGGCCUGAAUUAAGAAAGGGAAUGCAUAAGGUUCCAGUGGUGCCUGUACUACAUUUCAUACUCUGAACUGUUACCUGCUUUGACCUCUGACCUUUCCAUCUCAGAAUGAUAACUUGUUUGACCAGUACAUUAUUUACAACAGUAAAUUGUAUAUUUUAUUUUAUUAUUUAGUGUUUAAAAGAAUAGUUUACCCGAAAUGAAAAUUUUAUCAUCAUAUACUCAAGAGAUGUUAGGCAGAAUGUUUAGUCUAUCACCAUUCACAGAUUCUAAAAUUACCAAGGAAAAUAUUCAGAAAAUGUCUAAUUCUGGUUUAACCAUUCAUAAAAAUAAAAAAAAAAUGUUGUACUGUAAACAUGGAGGAGUCUCUUAUAGAGCAUUAUUUGAUGAUCAAUGCAUACAGUAUAAAUGUGAUUUAUGUUUGUUUUACUUUUUCAUUUAUGUUCUAUUUAUUUACAAAUGUCUUUUCAUGUCUGUUUCUUAAAUAACUUCUCAGUGCUACUGAAGGAUGUUGAAGGAUGAAUUAUUUGGGGAUGGCACACAAAUCUUUAUAGCAGCUAUGUGUUAAUUCCUCUCCAACUUUGUUUGUGUAAUUGUUUGAUUGGGUUUUCUGUAAUACCUCAAAUAAAAAUACCUGAGAUUUA
Molecule: messenger RNA, 4193 nt
Organism: Myxocyprinus asiaticus (Chinese sucker)
Lineage: Eukaryota; Metazoa; Chordata; Actinopteri; Cypriniformes; Catostomidae
Product: G-protein coupled receptor-associated protein LMBRD2B-like
Exons: 18
Coding region: 199-2271 (690 amino acids)
Biological process (GO): adrenergic receptor signaling pathway
Cellular component (GO): membrane
Source: RefSeq, a predicted model, not a curated record